AUGGCUAAUAAAUUUUCCGCAAUUAAUAAAUUUGGUUAUUGUGAUUUUCGUGUCUUCAAGUCAUCAAAACCAAUAACUGAAACUAAAGGUACAACUUAUAGCUACACAAGACAUUAUAGCAAUGUUCACCCUGAAAAACACGCAGAGUAUGUGGCACAGAAACAUAUUAAUUUCAAUUGCAAACAAAUAAUUAUUGACACAUUCUUCACAAAACAGAAUAGUUCGUACGGAUCGCAACAUCCUGACCAAAUCAAAAUCACAGACUUCUUAGUUGCAAACCUUGUUGUUGGUUGCUCACUUCCAUUAUCUCUUGUCGAGAAUUCAAAUUUUCGGAAAUUUAUCUGCGAUAUGAAUAACAAGUACGUACUACCAUCACGAAGCCAUCUAACAUCUCAAUUAAUACCAGAGGCUGUUAAAGAAAAAAGAGAACUUAUUUCGAAACAAGUUCAGUCCAUUGGGCAUAUAGCAAUGACUGUUAAUAUAUGGACUGAUAGAAGGAUGCAUUCAUAUCUUACUUGUGCGGGACACUACUUUUCUGAUGGCAAGCUCCAAAAUUUUCUUUUGGCUUUUCGUCCAGUCAAAGGAAGAGCAAAAUCAAAUCAGAACAAAGCUAGGGUGUAUUAUACGCCUGAUAACGCCUCAAAUAUAAAAAAAGCUUUUGAUGUGCUCAGUGAAUUACAGGCUAAUGAGAGUGAAGAUGAAUCUAGACAUAUUGUUAUAAUUGAUGACGAAGAAAUGUGGAAUGAUCUGCAUGAAGAAGAUCAACUCAUUGUGAACGAAGCUAUCGAGCUACAUGCAACUGAAAGAUUGGCCUGCUAUGCGCAUUCUUUGCAGCUGUGUGUAAAAGAUGGACUAACUCAUCUGAAAACAGCUAACAGUUUGUUAGCCAAAUCCUCAAAGCUGGCAAAUUUAACACAACAAAGUACGCUUUUCCGUGGAAAUUUUGAGUCAAAGUUUGGAAAAUGA
This is a messenger RNA of Hydra vulgaris (swiftwater hydra), 966 nucleotides long. RefSeq lists its product as uncharacterized. The record is from RefSeq and is a predicted model, not a curated record. NCBI's taxonomy places the organism in Eukaryota, Metazoa, Cnidaria, Hydrozoa, Anthoathecata, Hydridae.